Molecule: messenger RNA, 504 nt
Organism: Rhizophagus irregularis DAOM 181602=DAOM 197198
Lineage: Eukaryota; Fungi; Glomeromycota; Glomeromycetes; Glomerales; Glomeraceae
Source: RefSeq, a predicted model, not a curated record
AUGAAGGAUUCUAACAAUUAUAAUAAAGAUAUAUAUAAGACAAAUGCAUUUUUUUCACCAUAUUCUGAAACUUUAGACUUUUUAUUAUCACCAUUUAAUGAUAAUUUUGCUAUAAAUUUUUUACCAGUUGCUGAACCAGAUUUUAAUCAUAAUUUUACAAACAUAGAUAGUUUUUCUCUUAAAACGCCUUCUAAACCAUCUAUUAACUCUUCUUUAGAGUUACUUUCUGAGCCUUCUUUAAAGUUAUCUUCUGAACCUUUUUCUGAACCUUCUUUUGAACCUUUUUGUGAAACUCCUUUUAAACUACCUUUUGAAAAUGAUUUUGAAUCAUUAUCUGAACAGGUUUAUCAGUAUAAUUUUACUAUAGGAGAUUAUUUUAAUGAUUGGCAAUCAGUUGAUACAUUUAUACAUCAAGAAAGAGGGUUUAAAUAUCAAGUUUAUCAAAAUAAUAAAAAUCCAAAUAAUUUUGCUAUUAUACGAUAUAAAUCAUUUCAUUGUUCUUAA